Molecule: messenger RNA, 1748 nt
Organism: Cynocephalus volans (Philippine flying lemur)
Lineage: Eukaryota; Metazoa; Chordata; Mammalia; Dermoptera; Cynocephalidae
Gene: FAM162B
Product: family with sequence similarity 162 member B
Exons: 4
Coding region: 73-564 (163 amino acids)
Source: RefSeq, a predicted model, not a curated record
GGGCGGGCUGGGGACGGGGCGCUCUCGGGCUCCGACCGCGAGUGGGGUGCGGGCGCGGGGAAAGCGCGCAGCAUGCUCACGGCCGCCGGCAGCCUCCUGCGCCUCGGCCUGGGGCGCUUCGUCCGCGGCCCGCCGGGGACGCCUCUAGGAGCCGCGCCGCGGCCCUCAGCGCCUCUCCCGCCCCGGGGUCUCCUCCGCUACUCCAGCGGCGGGGCCCCCAGCGGCUCUGCGCCCUCAGAUCAAGCCGGGAAGGUUCACAGGGUACCCACCCAGCACAGGCCUUCGCAAUUCGACAAGAAAAUCCUGCUGUGGACCGGACGUUUCAAAUCAAUGGAGGAGAUCCCGCCUUGGGUCCCGCCAGAAAUGAUAGAUGCUGCAAGAAACAAGGCUCGAGUGAAAGCUUGUUACAUAAUGAUUGGACUCACAAUUAUUGCCUGCUUUGCAGUGAUAGCAUCAGCCAAAAGGGCCGUAGAACGACAUGAAUCCUUAACAAGCUGGAACUUGGCAAAGAAAGCUAAGUUGCGUGAAGAAGCUGCAUUGGCUGCACAGGCUAAGGCUAAAUGAUAUUCCAAGUGACAAAGUAUUCACCUGAAUACCAUCAAUAUUAUCAGCAACAAUAAAAGAUAGGUAAAAUAGAAUAUUUAACAAAAUAUUUGCCAUGGUUUUAUUUUGGCAACAAGAAGCACAAGGUCUUUUUUAUUUUAUGCCUUAGUAAUCUUUUCAUAUAUUCAAGAAAGUGCAUGAAAGCAUAUACAGCUUGGAAGAUUUUUACAUAGCAAACACACCUGAGUAACAGCAGCCCAGGUCAAGAUGUAGAACAUCAACAGCACCUCAACAGCCUCCUUUUUGCCAUCACUCAGUCAUUACCCACCCAAAGGUAACCACUGUUCUGAGUUUUAUCACCAUAGAUAACUUUUGCCUGUUUUUGAACUUAAUAAAAAUGGAAACACACAGUAAGCACUUGUGCAUUUGGAUCCUUAACAUUAUGUUGUGCGAUUCAUGCACAAAUUGUGUAUAGCAUUAAUUCAUUCAUUUUUAUUGCUGUAUAAUAUUCCAUUGUAUGAAGAUGCCACAGUUUGUCUGGAUAUUUGGUCCAGUUUUUGGCCAUUACAGAUAGUGCUAAAAUGAACACUUUGUACAUGUUAUUUAAAUGAGAUUGGAACUAAAUUAUUAAGGGCUCUUUAAAAUCAAAGGUAAUUUUCAACCAAAGUUCUACUGUAUUGGGUAACUGGACAGUCCCUCUGGUUUUCUUUUCAUAGUUUACAUCUAGAUGAAACAGAUUUGAAAAGUCUUACAAAUCAAAAACUAUUAAUUCCAAAAUCUAUUAAUAAAAUGAUAAAUUACAGAAACAGUAAUUGUAAAAGCAAUUUUAAAAAGACAAAAAUGUUACAGAAAGAAAAAUGGUAUAUGUCAAUGGUCUUCAAGCUUGUUUUACUUAGCCCUAAAACAACUUUUUAAAUUAUACAUCUCAUCCUCAUAUGUUUUUAAUUUGGCAUCUAUAAUAUUUUUACUCGUAAAUGUAAGUAGUUGGAAAGAUAUCGUUUCUGUUAUAUUGUGUAUUGCAUGUACUUUACAUAUACUUUCCAUCGUAAGCUUGAAGCUACAUCGUUAGGUCAUUCAAUGUAUGGAGAUGUCUGCCUUGUAAUUUUAAGGACAAAACCAGUUUUCAUUGUCAAGCUGAGUCAAAUCAAACUUGCUUUCUGUUAGAAAAAGUCUUAAUUUGAUUUGAAAAUAAAAAUGUUAAUACA